This is a messenger RNA of Physella acuta, 1174 nucleotides long. Its product is annotated as splicing regulator SDE2-like. Lineage: Eukaryota; Metazoa; Mollusca; Gastropoda; Physidae. Gene Ontology annotation, cellular component: nucleus. The record is from RefSeq and is a predicted model, not a curated record.
CCGACUUUUAAAGUUAAACAUUAUUUUUAAAGAAUAAAAUGCCUGUCUAUGUUACAUUUUGUUCAACCAAAGAAUGUUGGUCCUUUUCGAAUCUAUCUGCAAAGCCCGUUGAAGAUUUUUUACAGCAUGUUUUACAAGAAGAAGAAAGGUCAUUUUUUUACAUUUUAUGCAAUGGUCGAAAAGUUUCUUCAGGCAGUAUUUUGGAGGAUGACAGAAUAUAUCACAUUGUUCCGAGAGUUUUUGGUGGUAAAGGAGGCUUUGGAUCUAUGCUUCGUGCUAUUGGAGCUCAAAUUGAAAAAACAACUAGUAGAGAGGCAUGCAGAGAUCUAAGUGGUAGAAGGAUGCGGGAUAUUAAUAAUGAAAAGAAAUUAAAAGAAUGGCUAGCUAAAGAAGCAGAAAGAGAACGUGAGAAGGAACAGCGAAAACAGGACCGUCUUGCCAAACGACUAACUUCACAUCAGCACAAAUUUGAGGAUAAAGAAUAUUAUGAGCAGAGAGCUAAAGUACAAGAAGAUUUAGAAGAUGCAUUAAGUAAAGGUUUAAAAAGAAAGCAGAACAAAAGUGAACCAAGUGGGGCUUCUCCAACCAAAAAGUCAAAGGCAGAAUGGCUGGGUGUAGAAUUGGAUUCAGAUGAUUUAGAAAGUGGCUCUGAUAAUGAAGCCCAACCUUGUGAGCCGUGUUCAUCACAAAGCACUAGUGGUCUCAAGGUACAGACAGAAACAAGUCAAAGCGCUGGUUGUAGUACAGACAGUAACUCAGGUCCAGCUUCAUCAACAGAGCCCAGGUUGCAAGAAGACACGACUGAUUCCACAACAGCUGAUGGUUCAGUUCAUUCAUCAUCUGACAGCUGUUUGGAGGUAACCAAAGACAAGGGAGAAAGUGUUAACCCAUUACCACCAGCACAACCUUGUGGUUCACUGGAACCUCUUGAUCUGGAUCAGAUCACCAGCAGUCAGGAACUCUGCCACUUUGGACUGGAAAGAUUAAAGACUGAGUUGAUGGCAAGAGGACUCGAGUGUGGUGGUACACUUGAAGAAAGGGCUGCCAGGCUUUUUUCUGUCAAAGGGCUGGCACCAGAUGAGAUUGAUCCAUCACUUUUGGCCAAAUCUAAAGGGAUGGGGAAAAAAUUGAAGUAAAUGCAUGGGAUACAGUAUAUUUUAUAACAGCAUGAUCA